Onychostoma macrolepis is the source of this 1638-nucleotide messenger RNA. It is a transcript of the gene pdcd7, whose product is annotated as programmed cell death 7. The coding region runs from base 101 to 1621 and encodes 506 amino acids. The transcript is spliced from 5 exons. The record is from RefSeq and is a predicted model, not a curated record. NCBI's taxonomy places the organism in Eukaryota, Metazoa, Chordata, Actinopteri, Cypriniformes, Cyprinidae.
GACGUCCCGGAAGUUCUUCAUUCAUAACUUCCGUUUAUAGGCUGUUCUCUGAACUUACCUCACAACAGCGCCGGAUUGCAGUUGAUUUCAGCGUGAAAUAAUGGAUAACCCUCAGCAGUUUAGUUAUAUGGGCGCUCCGCCGCCUCCCGCGGGUUUAGAUGGCGCGGUUUACGCAGGAGGAGGACCGCCGCCGAUGCCUCCUCCACCUCCUCCUGCAGCGGGACACGCCUGGAGCGGCUAUCAACAUCCACCACCGGCGCUACAGCAUCACUGGGCCCCGUUUCCACCCUUCGACCCGGGCAGACCUCCUCCAGGGAGCUUUGAACCUCCUCCGCACAGCGAGAAACCGCCUUCUUCUUGGCCCCAGAACCAGUGGAGUGCUCCUGAGCAUCAUUUCAGGGGACAAUUCCCACCAAAUCAACAACAGUUUCCAAAUCCAGCCCCUCCAUCAUAUCAGUCCAACACCAGACCGGAUAAUCCAGCUCAGGUUUACACCUCCAACCGGCAAAAUUACCCAUUUAACAACCAGUCCAUGAACAGACCCUGGCUGGACCAUCAAAAAAUAACUGCUUCUGAUGAAGAAUCCAUGCAGAGACUGAGAGAUCAGCAGUGGCUUCAGAGUUUUUUGCUUAAAAGAAGAAAUAAAUCCAUUGAACCAAAGCAAACCGAGUCCAAACCCUCCAUCUCUCAGUUCAGAGAGAAGCUGUAUGGGACUGUUAAAAUGCUGUCUGAGUUAAAUAUCGUGUGUCAGAUGCUGAAGGAUAAUUUGGAAAAUGAAGAUGUUUGGACUCAGAGCCUCUCGAAAGCAAACAAACUGAAGAGCAGCAUCCAGGAGAGCCUGACGAAUCUGAAGGACCCGGACUGUGUCAGCAACGUCAAGAGGAAAUUACUGCUGAUUAACAAGAAGAGAGCAAGGAUGAGGAGAAGAAAGAUGGUGCAAAGGGAGGAAAAGGAGGAACAGGAGACUAGACGUGCUGAACGAGAGGCGGAGAUUGAUAAAUGGCAGAUGAAACGCAUUCAAGAAGUGGAGGAGAAGAACAGAGAGAAAGAGUUGAAGAUGGCUGCUGAUGCUGUUCUCUCAGAGGUCAGAAAGAAACAAGCCGAUGCCAAGAGAAUGCUGGACAUCCUGAAAUCUCUGGAAAAACUCAGAAAACUCCGGAAAGAGGCUGCGGCCAGGAAGGGCAUGUUUCCAGGAAAGGAGAGUGAUGAGAAAUUUGAGGGUCACUUGGAGCGGCUGAGGAGCCUGAUCUGUAAACGCACGGCUGUGUACGCGACAGAGGAGAAGGCUCUGAGAGUCAUGCUGGAGGGAGAGCAGGAGGAGGAGCGCAAACGAGACCGCGAGAAACGACAGAAGAAAGAAAAAGAGAAGCUGCUGCAGAAGAAGCGAGAGGUGGAUGCAAUGCUAUUUGGAGCUGAAUUGCCUCCUGAUCACCCUCUUCAGCCGUUCCUAGAUUACUACACACAGGCAGAGUGCUCUUUUCCUGCGCUGAUUCAAAUAAGGAGGGAGUGGGAUCAGUUCCUGGUUUCUGCCGAACACCCUGACGGUACAUCGGUUCCUCAGGGCUGGGUUCUGCCCGACCAACCAGCCGACGACAUCUGGGCCACGGCCCUGGAGAAAUGAUGCUUGUGACCCGACGG